Molecule: messenger RNA, 5040 nt
Organism: Chara braunii
Lineage: Eukaryota; Viridiplantae; Streptophyta; Charophyceae; Charales; Characeae
Source: the annotation of a GenBank genome assembly
UCGUGUGCAAGAUCCGUCACCCCUCUCUGCGCAUCAGCAACUGGCAAACCAACCAACCAACCAACCUUUCGAUGGUGUCACACUACAUCAGAGACCUCUUCAUCACCACUACCUCUCUGUCAAGAGCCUCCUCCUGCUCCUCCUCUUUCUGCUCCUCCUCCUCCUCCUAAUCAUCAUCAUCAUUGUCAUCGUCAUCAUUGGCGCCGUCGUCGUUUGCGUUUGUCAUCAUCAUCAUUGUCAUUGCCAAGGUCACCAUCUUUCUGAAGUCGGAAACAACCUUUCGUCAAGAUGGCGACGGCUUCAGCUGCAUUCAAGUCCCGCGAGGACCACAGGAAACAGAUGGAACUGGAAGAGGCCCGGAAAGCGGGGCUAGCACCAGCCGAACUCGAUGAGGAUGGCAGGGAGAUCAACCCUCACAUCCCACAGUACAUGUCCUCUGCUCCUUGGUACCUUAAUGCACAAAGACCUAGUCUAAAACACCAGCGGAAGUGGAAGUCCGAUCCCAAUUACACGAAAGACUGGUAUGACCGAGGAGCGAAAACGUUUAAAGCUGAGAAAUUCCGCAAAGGGGCAUGCACGAACUGCGGGGCCAUGACCCAUACUGCCAAGCUGUGCAUGGAGAGGCCUAGAAAGAUUGGUGCCAGGUGGACGAAUACCCACAUAGCAGCCGACGAGAAGAUAGAAGUGUUUGAACUCGAUUACGACGGAAAGAGAGAUCGAUGGAAUGGCUAUGAUGCGUCCACGUACGGUCGAGUGAUCGAUACCUUCAUGAAGCGCGAAGAGGCGAGGCAAAGAUACGUCAAGGAGCAGGAACUGAAGAAGAAGUUCUCCUCGAACCCGAGUACCACGGCGACUCCUUCACUUGCUUCCGCGGUUUCUGGAGGGGGCUCCAACACAACAUCGAGCCCGAACAAGAGUGGCAGCAGCAACUGCAGCGGAGGGGUUGACAUCAGCGUUAGUGCUGCUGCUCAGAGGGUGGGAGCAGCAACUGCAGCAGUAGUAGGGUCAUCCUUAACAGACGACAGGAAGGAGCUGGUUAAGCGGGUGGCCGGGAUUGACCUGGAUGAAGAUAGCAGUGAUAGUGACCAAGAGGUGAUGCAGGACGAGGCUCGUGUCGACGAAAGCAAGCAGAUGGACUUCGCCAAAGUGGAGAAGAGGGUUCGAACCACGGGUGGCGGUAGCACCGGCACAGUUCGGAAUCUGCGAAUCCGAGAAGACACCGCCAAGUACCUCAUCAACUUGGAUGUGCAUUCGGCUCAUUACGACCCGAAGACGAGGUCGAUGAGAGAAGAUCCUAACCCCGACGGCGAUCCGAACGAGAAGUUCUACGCCGGCGACAACGUUUAUCGCAACAACGGUCAAGCAUUGGAGUUCAAGCGACUGAACGUCCACGCUUGGGAGGCAUUCGAGAAGGGACAGGACAUCCAUUUGCAAGGCGCACCUUCGCAGGCCGAGCUGUUGUUCAAAGAAUUCAAUGUCAAGAAAGAGAAGCUUAAACAGCUAACAAAGAAGUCCAUUCUUGAAAGAUACGGCAAUGCCGCGGACAACGAUCGGCUCCCCGAUGCAUUGCUUCUUGGACAGACCGAGCGGUGUACAGAAUACGACCGUGCCGGUCGUGUCAUCAAGGGCCAGGACAAGUCUAUUCCCAAGAGCAAGUAUGAGGAGGAUGUGCUAAUCAACAACCACACAACAGUAUGGGGAUCUUGGUGGUGCCCGUCCAAAGGUUGGGGUUACAAGUGCUGCAAGCAGACGUACCGAAACAGCUACUGCACGGGGCAGGCAGGCUUAGCGCUCGCAGAAUCGGCCAACAACAACUACGUUCCUGCUUCCACAACUAACCAGAUUUCACACCUAACACAGACCAAGGACGCCACGCUCGCUAAUCAUCACUCGAGUUCCGCGGUUCCGACUCUUGCGGCCAAUCGCGGCAAUGGCAGUAUCGUCGGAGGCUCUAGCAAAAGCUUGAGGCCACCACCAGAGCAAUGCACCGGCAACAUCAGCCAACCUCACUCUACCCACGGGGACGCUGACACCAUCACCGUCACCAUGCCAACCACUCUUCCAUCUUCCGAGAAGAGAGACGAUGAGGACAACAUCAACGACAACGGCGAUAACUUGAAGAUCAGGGGUCCGAACCACAGUUACAACCAAGGAGACGACCAGUCCACCAGGUCACAGACUCAGUGUGGACGUUGCGGAGUGGGUAAUCCAUGCGAUCAGGAUCCUGUCGUACUAGCCGAGUGCGAGUUCGUACCACCACGAGCGGCAAUAGAGUCUAGUACUAACGCCAAAUUUGACAACCGAAAACUCCGGCAGGCACUUCAGGAGGAAGAGGAGAGAGAAAGUGAAGAUGAGGGAGGGGGGCUUCCUCCUCCAGCAACCGCAGCAGCAGCAGCAUAUUCCAUAGCAGCAGCAGAAAGAAGAGGAGGAGGAGGAGGAGGGGUUCACUAUGGAGGGGGAGGAGGAGGUGAAGGGGUAGAAAAUGGAGGGGGAGGAGGGAUAGCUAGAAUGACAAGUGCACCAGGAGGAGGAAAGACGCCUCGUGCAGAAGCAGCUCUGAUGCUACCAGACGCUACUUGGCUGGACGACGUAACAACACAAAAAGAGGAUGGUAAUCAAGGAGAUAACGACGAAGAAUCGCCGGCAUUCCGUUCAGUACAUAUUGGGGAGAGGGGGGGCGCGCUUGUGAGGGAUGGGCAUGAUCAGAAGGAGAAAGAUGGUUCGAACCAAGGUCAGGACAGUGAUUAUCCUUCCACUGGAGCAUCCUCCUUACCUGUACGAAAUGCUACGACUGCUCCAGCUAAACUAUUAACUCCUGCUUUUCCGUCUCCUCCUGAUCCUUCUUCUCCUCCUUCUCCUCCCUCCGCUGUUUCCACUCCUGCUGAUUCCACUCGUCCUCUCUCUGCUACCACUUUGAAUCCGUUCCCUCCUCCUAUUCCUGCCAAUCCCUCUGCUGGCAGCAAUUUCCACGCCCCAUCCAUUGGCAGCUUACCCUCCGAUCCAGGAGGUGGUGGUCAGACACCUGCUUCUCCCUCCCCUGCAGUUACACCGACCACCCCUCGUCCUCCUCCUAAUGCUUCUACUACUCCCCCGGCGAUCGCGACUCCUAGGACAAGCCCGCCAUCUAAAAUUGCUGGUAUUCUAAAAAAUGUUCAAAAUAUUGCCGAUCGCAGAGCCGCUCACCCAACACUUGGGAGGCCUUUGUCGUAUCAGGAGAAGCUGCUCCACAAGAUAGACCCCUCCUCGGUUGUUUCCACUCCUCUGUCGCUGGAUGUGCAAGCGCUACAAAGUGGGAAAAGAAGACUAUCACCACACCUAUCUCCUCCUAGCGAGGAUGAAAACUCCCCAGCUACUCCUCGUCAUCGUCCCCCUGCCUCUGCCCGUCGUGCUGCUGAUACUGAUGCUGUCGACAGCCUUCCAACCCCGCGCAAAGGGAGUUAUACCUCCCGCCCUGGUCUUCUCUCACCGACCAAAAGUGGGCCUCGACAGGGCUCGAAGACUGGAGAUGAAGACGUUACUCCAGGGCAGCGUGACGAUAAGCGGUCAGUCGAAGAUUUGAGCUCCACAACGGCGAGCUCGCUCCCGGCAACAGCAGUGAAUGCUGAGAACGCGGCCGAAAGUCCGGAACAAUCAAAGGGGCAAACGGCGACACGGCAUGCUUCCCUGCCUACGGCAAUCCCCAUGCGAAUCAGUCCACCACCGAUCACACUCCCAGAAGCUGACGAGAUUCUCGCGAGAGCAGGGGUCAAUACCACCACCACCACCACCACCACCACCUCUCCCCCCUCCACCUUACUCUCCUUUAAACAGAGGUCUGCUAAAGUGGAAACCCCUCGAACGGACAGCCCCAAAUUGGGCGAAUCAAGUGAUCCACUCUCUGCAAGUGGCGAUGGUGGUGCUCCUGCUGCUUCUGCCAUUGCUGGUGGUCAGGAUGUUGAUGGUGGUCCCCACAAAGAGGAUGGGGGUGGAAAGUGGCCAGCCACGCCAUCUGCCGAAACUGAGCAAAACAGUGAAAAGGGCCAAGGAAGACGAGUUAGCAUUUCGACGGAGCUUGGUGUUGCUGAAAGGGAAGGUCGUGGUGGGGACCACAAGCGAGGAAGCUCUCGCCUUGGGCACUGGACAGCUGCCAGGCUGGGCAUGGGCCAGGCUGCUUCCGCCAAACGUCGGCCCAAAGAAAAAGGUAAAGAUAAGGCGUCGGCUGCAGAUCAGAAGGAUGCAAGGAUCACGGACCGGAUCAUUAAGAGUACGUCUUAUCUUCAUUUGGAUGAGAUGACGCUGCCUGUCGGGCAGAUAGAGAUGAAGGUGCAGAGAUCAGCGGGGGGACAGGCGGCACAAAUGGCCGCGGUCGACCUCAGCCGUCCAGAGGACUACAUAAACUUAGGAAUUCGCGAAGCGCAGACGAUUAUGAAAAGCUAUUACAUGAUCGAUUUGCACAACUUAUGCACUCUUGUGUGGCAGCUGGACAGAGGCACUAGGUCAGCAACCGUAGCCGAAGAGGCUAAAUGGAUGACGGAGAUCAUGAUCGUGAUAUUCAUAGGAUCCAAGCCCGCGCAGCGCUACUUAGGACGGCACCACAUUCUUCCCAUCCUGAUGACGAAAGCGUGCUCCGUCCGUGACGACGUGCAGAUUCGAACUGCCGCCCUCGAGGUCGUCGCCAUAUCUUGUCGUGACUGCCGGCUCAAUCAAGAGCGCCUACGAGAAGGCGGAUGUAUCAGAAAGUUCGGUGCUUUGUUAUCUGAUUUGGAAGAAGAGGUCCGUAAGCGCGCAGCGAUGGGAAUGUUCUUCCUCCUCUACAACAACUCCGCUAAUCAGAACCGCGCAUUGGGCAUCAUGGAACUCGAAGAGCACUUGCGGCUGAUCGCAGUGUCCGACGAUUGGGGGAAAUGGAAAAGAAACUUCGCGAAAGACCUGAUGGAGCUCCUCGACUUCCACAUCCCAGAAUCUUCCACCGGUCCAGAUGACACCAUCACGCCGGCCCUCCCUCCAUAGCUUUUUCUUUUUUUUUCUUUUUUUUUUUUGAAAUGAAAAAGGGCCCAGUGC